Molecule: messenger RNA, 4076 nt
Organism: Phacochoerus africanus (Common warthog)
Lineage: Eukaryota; Metazoa; Chordata; Mammalia; Artiodactyla; Suidae
Gene: MYSM1
Product: Myb like, SWIRM and MPN domains 1
Exons: 21
Coding region: 36-2543 (835 amino acids)
Biological process (GO): chromatin remodeling; double-strand break repair; positive regulation of transcription by RNA polymerase II
Cellular component (GO): BRCA1-A complex; BRISC complex
Molecular function (GO): polyubiquitin modification-dependent protein binding; metallopeptidase activity; transcription coactivator activity
Source: RefSeq, a predicted model, not a curated record
AUCUCUCGGGAGCACGGCUGGGGUCAGGUCCCAUCAUGGCGGCAGAAGAGGCGGAUGUGGAUGUCGAAGGGGACGUCAUGCCAGCGGCGGCACAGUCUGGAAGUGAUGAAAAUACAGCAUCUGUUUUACAAGAUCACUAUCUUGAUUCAUCGUGGAGAACUGAGAAUGGUCUUAUUCCUUGGACUCUGGACAGCACCAUCAGUGAAGAGAACAGAGCUGUCAUUGAAAAAAUGUUGUUGGAAGAAGAGUAUUAUUUAUCCAAAAAGUCACUUCCAGGAAAAUUCUGGCUUGAUCAAAAGGAGGAUGAUAAGAAAUACACAAAGAGUCUGCAGAAAACAGCAAAAAUCAUGGUACACUCUCCUACAAAACCAGCCAGUUACUCAGUAAAGUGGACGAUAGAAGAAAAAGAGCUGUUUGAACAAGGGCUGGCUAAAUUUGGCCGAAGGUGGACUAAAAUUGCAAAGCUAAUUGGAAGUCGCACUGUUUUACAAGUGAAGAGUUAUGCCAGACAAUACUUUAAAAAUAAGGUAAAAUUAGAUGGUCCAGAGAAGGAAACACUAAAUCAGAAGAACAGCAGUGAUUUUCAGAUGAAAAAUGAUGUUGAAGGCACAGAGGUGUGGACACCUUCAGGUUUAAGGGGACGUGCUGAUCCCAACUUGAAUGCUGUAAAAAUUGAAAAGUUAUCUGAUGAUGAAGAAGAAGAAGUAGACAUCACAGAUGAGGCAGACGAGUUGACAUCUCAAGCUCCCCCAAAGAGUCUUAGCCGUGAUCUCUUAUUAGACAUCCCUAAUAAUAAAAGACAUGCAACCAAUCAAGGGGAAUUCAUUGCUUCUGGCAGCCAGGAAGAUCCCAUUUCUAAAUCUUCCAAAGAGUGCCUUGAGAAUAUAAAGCAAGGUGCGAUGGACACACGGACAAGUGCAGGAAUUACAUUUUGGACUGAAAAUCAGAAUACCAGUGACCAAAAAUCAGUUGAGUUAAAUGUUCAGAAAUGUAAUAAACUGAUGAAAAACUGUGAUAAGCAUGAUGGAAAUGGAAUAAUAGAUGAUACCAAGCAGUUGCCUUCUCCAGAGCCUUGUGAAGUUCAGAAAGACUUGAGUGAUAAUGAAUUGCUUUUUCAUUCUUCCUGCCAAAUGGAGGAGGAGAGCCAUGAGGAAGAAGAGCUUAAGCCACCAGAACAGGAAGUAGAAAUAGAUAGAAAUAUCAUUCAAGAAGAAGAAAAACAAGCAAUUCCUGAGUUUUUUGAGGGGCGCCAAGCUAAAACACCAGAACGCUAUUUGAAAAUUAGGAAUUAUAUUUUGGAUCAGUGGGAGAUAUGCAAACCGAAAUACUUAAAUAAGACCUCAGUACGUCCUGGCCUGAAGAACUGUGGGGAUGUAAAUUGUAUUGGACGGAUUCAUACAUACCUCGAAUUGAUAGGAGCAAUCAAUUUUGGAUGUGAACAGGCUGUAUAUAACAGGCCACAACCAGUUGAUAAAGUACGAAUCAGAGACAGAAGAGACACAGUAGAAGCCUACCAGCUUGCCCAGCGUCUGCAGUCCAUGCGCACAAGGAGACGCAGGGUCCGAGACCCAUGGGGAAAUUGGUGUGAUGCAAAAGACUUAGAAGGGCAGACGUUUGAGCAUCUCUCUGCUGAGGAGUUGGCAAGAAGGAGAGAGGAGGAAAAAUGCAGACCUGGUAAAUCUUCAAAAGUGCCAAGACCAACAAAAAGCUCAUUCGAUCCCUUCCAACUGAUACCUUGUAAUUUUUUCAAUGAAGAAAAGCAGGAGCCAUUUCAGGUGAAAGUGGCUUCAGAAGCACUUUUAAUAAUGGAUUUGCAUGCUCAUGUAUCUAUGGCAGAAGUGAUUGGUCUGUUAGGAGGAAGAUACUCAGAAGUUGAUAGGAUAGUUGAAGUCUGUGCAGCAGAACCAUGUAACAGUCUGAGUACAGGACUGCAGUGUGAGAUGGAUCCUGUCUCACAGACACAAGCCUCGGAAACCUUGGCUGUCAGGGGCUAUAGUGUUAUUGGAUGGUAUCAUUCUCAUCCUGCCUUUGAUCCUAAUCCUUCCUUACGAGAUAUUGACACUCAAGCCAAAUACCAGAGUUACUUCUCCAGAGGCGGUGCAAAGUUCAUUGGAAUGAUUGUUAGUCCCUAUAAUCGAAAUAAUCCUUUACCUUAUUCUCAGAUUACCUGCCUUGUUAUAAGUGAUGAAAUUAGCGCAGAUGGCUCUUACCGUUUACCUUACAAAUUUGAAGUACAACAGAUGUUAGAAGAACCUCGGUGGGGAUUAGUAUUUGAAAAGACAAGAUGGAUAAUAGAAAAAUACAGGCUAUCCCGGAGCAGUGUCCCCAUGGAUAAAAUCUUUCGCCGGGAUUCUGACCUGACUUGUUUGCAGAAACUUUUGGAGUGUCUGAGGAAAACUCUGAGCAAAGUGACCAAUUGCUUCAUUGCUGAAGAAUUCUUGACUCAAAUAGAAAAUUUGUUCCUUUCCAAUUAUAAAAGCAAGCCAGAGAAUGGAAUGGCUGAAGAGAACACUACUGUGGGGCCCAAGGAAUUGUUAAUGUGAUGAUUUUAAACGUGUAGGCGCAAGACCCUUCGUUCUGUCAUGUGUUGAGACCGGGGCCGGAAGGAUAGAGUUGAACAGACCCACUCCUCUUUCCCAGAAGUGCACUAAUGCUGCCCCAGCCUUCUCUCCAGAACUUUCCUCCCCACGGGCAUGCCUGGGCAGCAGGGGAGACCACAGCCUCAGUGUGCAACCUGUGGGGGCCUCCUGUUCUCCAUUUACCUUCUUCCUGUUCAUCUGGUCCAAGGGAUGGGACAAGGAGGACCUGGUGUAGUCAGGCUGCCCGAGGACUGAUGCAGAAGAACCAUCCGACACGUGACCGUCUCAGGUCAUCAGCUGGCAUCCAGUUGGUGGGAUUCUCCGUAGAAAUUAAGUCAGGGUACCUGAAUUUUGUGGUCCCCUCCCACCUGUAGUCUUCUCACAGCUGGAGACUUAAGUCUGAAGUCACCCGUCAUGACAUUUAGGAACACUUCCUUCACACAAGCACAACAGAAAAAAGCACAUACAUUUGUAUCAGCAUCGUUCCAGCAGGUUAGUACAAAAUGUAGCAAAGAAAUUUGAACUGCAUCUCCAAUUUACCAAUAGUGUAAUCGUUUUCUUACAAAUUAAUACCGUAUUUUGCAGUAUUUCCAGAAAAUCACCAUGAAGAAUAUUGUAAUAUACUUGAGCUUAAUUCCUGAUCUUAAAUGUUUUUAUGUAUGCUAUUCCCCACACUCUUUUUUCAUUUACCCUGUAAUUUGUGCUUUCUGGUAUUCUCUAAAUCUUACCUUUUAAGCCACCUUAACCCUUUUUGGAACAAGAUGAAGAAUAAAUGUUAUCCCUUUAAAUCAGGUGAAAGUCAAAAUAUCCCAGAGAAGGUCUGAUUAUAUCAGGGGUCUAUAUGAAACCAACUUGGAGAAGGUAAAAAUAACUCAUGAUAUCUGGGUAGUUUUAUUUUAUUCCUUUGACUGGAUUUAUGAAUAUAUUCAUAAGAACUUUAAUUUCAGCAAAAAGUGCCAAUCUGCUAUCUUUGAGGUUUCUGUGGAGUACUCUCUUAGGAAUGAAGAAAUACUAAGUAUGAUUUUAUAGUUUGCAUUCCUGUUUCAUAGGUUACUGCAGAACAUUUGUUUGAACCUAUGAAUUAUAAAAUAGUAUAGAUUCUAGCAUGAUUUAAAAAUAGGUUAUGUAUAUCUUUAAAGUUGUGGAUUUGAUGUGUAAAUUGUAUAUAUUAUGUGUAAGUUUACUGUGAUUAUUAGUAAACCUGUUGCUGUUUUGUUGUCCCCCAAUGUUAUCAGUGUUUAUGGAUUUCUUUUAUUGCUUUGAAUUUUGGAAUAUUCUGUUAACAAAAUAUGAUUUAAAUGAUUUUAUACAUUUAAAUAUGCCAUGUUGUCUAUAUUAAAGAAUAUUGUAAAUAUUAAUGUUUGUAUAGUCAGGAAAGCUUUUCCUGAAAAUGAUUGAACCUUCCUCCCUGUACCUAACUGCGACAUAAAAAAAACUGAUUUUAAGCUUUGGGGUUUUAUCUUGUGAGAAUUAAAGGAAAACAUUCUGAAGAUUCUG